CGCACAGGAAGUAGCGGCUGCGGGGAGCGGCGGCGGCAGCAGCGACAGCCGGGGCUGCCGCACUCAAUGAGCGACGCUCCCGCAGCCGCCCGCCCCGCUCGCCCCUUCCCCGCCUCCCGAGGGCAGCGGCGCCCAGCCAGCCCGCCGCCGCCGGGGGUUGGAGGCUGAAGCGGGCAGAGGCAGCUCCGGCUCUUCCCGAAGAGGAGGAGGAGGAGGAGGAGGCGGCGGCGGCGGGGACUGCAGGCAAAUGAGAAAGCAAAUCUCUUGAGACAUAAGCAGUGGUACUUCCCUGGAGGGAGGAGAUGGGGAUUCUCCUGUUGCUCUGAGUGUUGCCAGGUGCCAGAAGUGGUCCCCAGUGGUGGUGGACAGUUAUUCUGAGUGACGGCCCUUGCACACGCUUCUGAGUGGUUAUCAUGGGCUUCAUUGCCUUCCUGAAGACCCAGUUCAUAGUUCACCUCCUCAUUGGGUUUGUCUUUGUUGUCAGUGGACUGAUCAUUAACUUCAUCCAACUAUGCACGCUGCUCCUCUGGCCCAUCAACAAGCAGCUCUAUCGCCGAGUAAACUGUCGCCUUGCCUAUUCCCUGUGGAGCCAGUUGGUAAUGCUGCUGGAAUGGUGGUCAGGCACAGAGUGCACCCUGUUCUCAGACGAGGCCACGGUGAAAACCUUUGGGAAGGAACAUGUCAUCAUCAUCCUGAACCACAACUUUGAGAUCGACUUCCUGUGCGGCUGGACGAUGACGGAGCGCUUUGGAGUGCUGGGGAGUUCCAAAGUUCUUGCGAAGAGAGAGCUGCUCUAUGUGCCCCUAAUCGGCUGGACGUGGUACUUCCUUGAGAUUGUUUUCUGCAAAAGGAAAUGGGAAGAGGACAGAGAUACAGUCAUUGAGGGAUUGAAACGUUUGUCUGAUUAUCCUGAAUAUAUGUGGUUUCUGCUGUACUGUGAAGGAACUCGUUUCACAGAGACCAAGCACCGCAUCAGUAUGGAAGUAGCUGAAUCCAAGGGGUUGCCUAAACUGAAAUACCACCUGUUGCCCAGAACCAAAGGUUUCACCACUGCUGUCCAGUGUCUCAGGGGAACAGUUUCAGCAGUGUAUGAUGUAACACUAAAUUUCAGAGGAAACAAGAACCCGUCUUUAUUAGGAAUUCUUUAUGGAAAGAAAUAUGAAGCAGAUAUGUGUGUAAGGAGAUUUCCUCUGGAAGAUAUCCCUCAAGAUGAAAAGGAAGCUGCAAACUGGCUUCAUAAGCUUUACCAGGAAAAGGAUGCUUUGCAAGAGAUGUAUAAUCAGGAAGGUAUAUUCCCUGGCAAGCAGUUUAAACCUCCUAGGAGACCAUGGACUCUCCUAAACUUUCUUUUUUGGGCCACAGUUCUCCUCUCUCCUCUCUUCACAUUUGGCUUUGGAGUUUUUGCAAGUGGAUCACCUCUCCUUAUCCUUGCAUUCCUGGGACUUGUAGGAGCAGCUUCCUUUGGAGUUCGUAGACUGAUAGGAGUAACUGAAAUAGAAAAAGGCUCCAGCUAUGGCAACCAGGAAUUCAAGAAAAAGGAAUAACUGAUGGCUGCAGAUCAGCACAUAUAACCAGACUAUGGUAUCCGAUUAACUUCAGUUAAAAAACAACAACAAACACUUAGAAACUAUCUUUUUCUUAAUAACUGAUGACUAAUAUUAAUGAAUAAAACUUGAGCCAAGAAUGAAGAAGUUGGAGGCAUCGACUGAAGAGAAUGCACCAACCUUCUGCCUGUUCAAGGAUUACUGUAGUCAAGCUGUGGGACAAAAUCUGGGGUGGGGUGGAAGAAGAAACUAAUUUUUCUUGCUUUGUUGGGGGACUUGGGGUGGGGGAGAAAAGAGGGCAUUGGCCAUGGCCACGUGUAUCUUCAGAUGACUGAAAACUGGUUUCUGUCAAGAGCACUACACUCACUUUUACAACAGGAGCCAUUGAAUGUUUCCUCUUGCUAAAGCCAAUGUAACAUUUAUUGAUUUCCAACUUCUCUUACUAAUGAGCCAGGAAAAAACACCCUCCUUAAAUGUAUUGGCAGGUGUUCAUUGGGUUAGAGUCUUUUUGGCUGUGUUGUCAUGGCUACAGAUGAAAUCCUGUGUGUAUGUUACACUGACACUUUUUAUUUUCAGGCAACAUCUUAAGACUUCUGUAAUGCAGGAGAAGGGAUAGUGGAGUUUGGAAGCAGCGUGUUAUCCAUCAGCACAUCCCAUAGAAGAGAUCCAAUAGGAUAACACUCCCAUCCUAUCUCCUGCUAACUGCUCAAGGCUGUUUAAUUUCUAAAUAUUACUUCAGUCUUGAGUGCUGCUUGCCCUGUUCCACAUCAAACAUGUUCCAUAUUUUUGAAUUCGCUUGGGCUCGUUUGGUUUUUUUUUUAAUUAGUGGUUGGCCAUGGGAUUUAGAGUUGUAUAAAGAAGGAAAAUUUUCAAUUAUCUUUUUAUUUCUGUUUGCAUCUCUCAUUACCAAAGUCCAGUUCAGCCAACCUCUCUCAUUAAACUGGGAGGCAGCACUAGAAAUCAGCACAAUAGUUUUCAAAAUGUCUUCUUUUGUAAAAAAUGUGAAAAGGAAAGGUCUGUAGCAGUCAAAUUUUGAAUGCUGGUAUCUCUUGAACUUCUGAUGAGAGUUUCAGCAUGGAUUGAGAUGGGGCCAGGACUUUACCCUGUGUGUGUCAGGAUAGGGUGUGCUGCUCUUUUGACUUGAUCAUGCUUUAGAUGUUCAUGUGAAGUUUUUUGCAAGGUGAGCUGUGCUGUUAAAGCAUUAGAAAGAGAAUAAGAUCUCUUCAGGGAUUUUAAUUAUCUUUAGUUUUGCUUGUUGACAUUUUGGUCUUUUUCACUGAAAAUUAGAGCUCAGAAUCAUGUCUGUACCUGUCUCCCUUUUUUCCUUCCUUCCUUUCCUUUUUUUACAAACGCACAUUUGGAGGUUUCUGUAGGUUGCUGCUGUAUGCAUAGCUGGGGAAUUAUUUGCAAACAGAUGGUAACUAUACCUGUAUGUUCAAGUCUGAAGGGCACAAUCUGCAUUUGGCUGCUCUCAGAAGUGGGUGAAAUGAGUUGCAGAUCUACAGCUGAGGACAAAAGCUAACCCUCAGGGUCUGUAUCUUUAACCCAGCUGCCAGUAGAAUAUUUAUCUCACUUUUGUAAAGAGCAGAUUUUAUCAAAGCACUGGUUGUUGUUUUCAUCUGUGCUCCAGUAACCAAGAUAAGAGUAAUAAUUUACCUUCUUUCCGAAUUUGCUCUUAACUGUUGGAAUGUAACCUCUUCUCCUACAGGUUUUUCUGUUUUCAAACACUGGAAGAGCAAUUUUGUAACUUAGAAAAAUAUUUUACUUGGGGUCAUUAAUCACUUGUUCUGUCAUGCACUUGAUUUUUAUUUGUGGUCUUUUCAACAAGAGCAUUUGAAGGCUGACCUGAGUUCUGUCUGUCUCCUGUUAGAUUCCACCUCGCUGAAUCCUUGUACCCAGACCCCCAACGUUAGUGUGUCAUUGUCCCCUCAAUAAAUCUUCCCUAAGAGAGGGGCUGCAAAUCUGUUGCAAAUGUUAGUGGAAUCUGAAAUAUGCUUUGGGAACUGAGGAGAGCAGAGCCUAGCCAUAACUCUGUUUUCCUUGCUGGAUGUUUUUGUAAUUUGUCUUCAAAUACAGUCAGACAUCCAAAUGCUGAUAAAGUUAACUCUGGCUUUUCUCUGUUUUUAACCAGAGGACUGAGAACAGUGGGGGGUUCUUUUUUUUUUUCUUCUUUUUUUUUUUUCUUAAUAAUUCAGUAAUGGGAAUAGUUCUUGCUUCCUAGAAAGAUGUUACAAAUGCUGUAUACUUGCUUCCUGAAGAUGAUAUUGAGUAUAUAUAAAUUGUACUGGCUUAGCAGAAGAGGCUUGCUAAGCAGGCUGACCACUGACUAUGUUUUAUACUUACAUUUUGAGCAGUAUAUUAAUGGGCAUGACAAGAAUUUCACAAAAUAAAUCCCUUCUUAAUGCUGAGAAGAGGGGAGCUGCUUAGAGGAGAAAGGAAUUAAUACCCUUUCUCUUUACAGGAUCCUUUUCUCCUCUUAGUGCAUGCAACUCCCUAUUCAGGAUCAUGGGAUUAGUGCAUGUACAUCAAGGGGAGAAUAAUCAACAUUUCAUAUUUUCUUAUCAUAACUUAUUGAUCAUGCUUUCUUUUUGAAAAUAUAAUAAAUACAUCAUCAGAUACUUAAAUUUUGCUCUUCUAAACAGACAUAUCAGUAACACUUGAAAAACUGAAACUACAGCAGUGCACAAAACAGUACAAAACCAACACGAAUCUCUUCAUUUUGAAUUUUCUCUCUCAAAUAGGGGUUUUUAUACUCGCGCGCGCACAUGUACACAGAGUAUGUAUCAAUUAAAAUGACUGGAAAUAGCUGAAGUUAAUGUCACUAAUGAAGAUUAGCAGGUGGAUUGGAUUGGAAAAGUGAGUAUAGAUUUUAUAUCUUAUUUUCUUCUGGUUUAAUAGAGCAUAGCUUGUAUAUUUGACUACCAAGCCCUUUAAGAGCAAUAAUAAACAAAAAUAUAUCAUG
Molecule: messenger RNA, 4506 nt
Organism: Zonotrichia leucophrys gambelii
Lineage: Eukaryota; Metazoa; Chordata; Aves; Passeriformes; Passerellidae
Gene: AGPAT3
Product: 1-acylglycerol-3-phosphate O-acyltransferase 3
Exons: 10
Coding region: 414-1544 (376 amino acids)
Cellular component (GO): endomembrane system; endoplasmic reticulum
Molecular function (GO): 1-acylglycerol-3-phosphate O-acyltransferase activity
Source: RefSeq, a predicted model, not a curated record